Messenger RNA from Phascolarctos cinereus (koala), 1392 nucleotides. It is a transcript of the gene HBEGF, whose product is annotated as heparin binding EGF like growth factor. Gene Ontology annotation, biological process: epidermal growth factor receptor signaling pathway; positive regulation of cell population proliferation. NCBI's taxonomy places the organism in Eukaryota, Metazoa, Chordata, Mammalia, Diprotodontia, Phascolarctidae. Gene Ontology annotation, molecular function: heparin binding; epidermal growth factor receptor binding; growth factor activity. Gene Ontology annotation, cellular component: plasma membrane. The record is from RefSeq and is a predicted model, not a curated record.
GCAGCUCAGACUGCUGGAAGGAACCAAGCCUGCUUGACGUUACUGCUGCUGCUGCCGCUGCUGCUGCUGCUGUUGCCGCUGCUGCUGCUGUUACUGUUGCUUCUGCUGCUGCUCCUGUUAAAGGCAGGCAGGCGCUGGGACUGAGAGAGACAGAAUCCUCUGACAGACAGACAGACGGACAGACGAAGGAGCGAUUGGCGUGAAGGAGGACGCAGGCAGAGCUGCCACUGCCGCUCCCAACAGCAGUCGCUCAGACCCUGGCCCAGUGAGCGAGCGCCCCUUACCCUUCUCCUCUUCCGCCGGAUCCCCGCACCCUCGCGGUGCGAUAAUCAGUGGAUUAUUGGCCCGUGGUCUUCUCUGUUCUUGGGAACAUGAAGCUGUCAUCGUUUAUCCUUAAGCUGCUUCUGGCUGCAGUGUUCUCUGCACUGGUGAAUGGUGAGAGCCUAGAGCGAGCUCAGAGCCGGCUAUCGGAGAACAGGGGGACAGAGAACCCUGACUCAUCCACUGGAUCUUUGAACCAGAUGCUUCAUUCACACGUUAGCAGAACAGAAGUCCUUGACCUACAGGACACUGAACAUGACCUUGUUAGGGUUGCAUUCUCUUCCAAACCACAAGCUCUGGUCACUCCAAGCAAGGAAGAAAACGGGCAGAAGAAAAGAAAAGGCAAGGGAAUGGGGCGGAAGAGAGACCCCUGUUUGCGGAAGUACAAAGACUAUUGCAUCCACGGAUCAUGCAAAUAUUUGAAAGAACUUCGAAUGCCAUCGUGCAUCUGCCAAACAGGAUACCAUGGAGAACGGUGUCACGGACUGAGUCUCCCUGUGGAAAACCCCUUGUAUGGCUACGACCAUACAACAAUCUUGGCAGUGGUAUCCGUAGUGCUCUCUUCAGUCUGUCUCCUCAUCGUUGCUGGGCUGCUCAUGUUCAGGUACCAUAAAAGAGGAGUUUAUGAUGUAGAAAGUGAAGAGAAAGUGAAGCUGGGGGCUCCUGCUGCCCACUGAUGGAAAUCCUGAGUGUUUACGGUAUCAGCUGGGAUGUGCUACCUCCUGAGAAGACCCAAAAGCACAGCUGCAAAUUUUGCCAACUGGAGGCAUUUUCCCAACAUACAUGAAGAUGAAGACUCCUUAGUCCCAAGCUGAUGUAUCAAUUGGGCCUCUACAACUGUUUCCUCAAAAUGCCAGAGCCUCCAAGUGCCAAGUAGAUUAUGUCAAAGGGAAUCUGGAGAGGAAAAAGGCUAAAGAAAGAGACGAUGUUCUUCUCUCCACCCCAUUCCCCCCAAACAGAAGUUUGUUUAUGCAUUUAAUCUUUUGGAUUGAAAAUGCCAGUAAAGUUCUGUAUGCUCCAAAAGUCUUUGACUGAAGAAGAAGGAGAGAUUUGUGGGCUUUAGAAUGAAGG